This is a messenger RNA of Ahaetulla prasina, 6186 nucleotides long. RefSeq names its product kelch repeat and BTB domain containing 8 (gene KBTBD8). Gene Ontology annotation, molecular function: protein binding. Bases 141 to 2081 code for a protein of 646 amino acids. Lineage: Eukaryota; Metazoa; Chordata; Lepidosauria; Squamata; Colubridae. The record is from RefSeq and is a predicted model, not a curated record. Gene Ontology annotation, biological process: neural crest cell development. The transcript is spliced from 5 exons.
GCCGACAGAGGCGGCGAGCACCACUGAGGCGGCGGCAGCGUUUUUCUGCGGCCGACGGAGGUGGAAAGGCGGGAGCCGCGGCGGUUCUCCUCCGGUAGCGGCAGACUCUCUUGAGGCCCGCCUUCCCCCUCCCCUGCAGUAUGGCUGCCACAGGAGGGGACAGGACAGCUAUCCGUUCUUGGAAGUCAUCUUUCACACUGAAGUUCAACACACUCUUUAUUCCAUAUCCUUCAACUUUCAUAUCCAUAAAGUGUCAUAGAAAAAAACCAUGCAUGAUUUUGACUUUUAUAGAACAAAGCAAAUUUACCCAAACAAUGUAUGGAACUCCUUCUUCAAGCAUAGCCAUUGGUGGGAUGGAUCCCUUUCAUGCUUGUAGCAUUCUCCAACAGCUCAAAAUGAUGUACGAUGAAGGACAGCUGACAGAUAUUGUGGUAGAAGUGGAUCAUGGGAAAACAUUUUCCUGUCAUCGAAAUGUCCUUGCUGCAAUCAGUCCUUACUUUAGAUCUAUGUUCACUAGUGGCCUUACUGAGAGUACCCAGAAAGAGGUUCGGAUUGUUGGUGUUGAAGCAGAAUCCAUGCAUUUAGUACUGAACUACGCAUAUACCUCCAAAAUAACAUUGACAGAGGCCAACGUCCAAGCUUUGUUCACUGCAGCUAGUAUCUUCCAGAUCCCCUCCAUUCAGGAUCAGUGUGCUAAAUAUAUGAUCAGUCACUUGGACCCACAGAACUCCAUUGGAGUUUUUAUUUUUGCUGAUCACUACGGACAUCAGGAAUUGAAAAUCAGAUCGCAAGAUUACAUUCGUAAAAAGUUCCUGAGUGUCACCAAAGAACAAGAAUUUCUCCACUUGAGGAAAGACCAACUUGUAAGCAUAUUGGACAGCAAUGAUUUAAAUGUUGACAAAGAAGAGCAUGUCUACGAAAGCAUUAUAAGGUGGUUUGAGCAUGAGCCUAGUAAAAGAGAAGACCAUCUACCAGAAAUUUUUGCCAAAUGCAUCCGUAUGCCCCUGCUGGAUGAAGCAUUCAUAGAGAAUAUUCCUCCCAUGUUUGCACAGGCUAUAGCCCAAAACUGUGUACAGAAAGAACAAAGUGGUGCCAAUGGCUAUACCCAGAGGCUUGGAAUGACUGCUUCGGAAAUGAUCAUCUGCUUUGAUGCUGCCCACAAACACUCAGGAAAGAAACAAACAGUGCCUUGUUUAGACUCCAUUACAGGGAGAGUGUUCAAACUAUGCAAACCGCCUAAUGAUUUAAGAGAAGUUGGAAUUCUCGUCUCACCUGACAAUGACAUUUACAUUGCUGGAGGAUACAGACCAAGCAGCAGUGAGGUUUCCAUAGACCAUAGAGCAGAAAGUGAUUUUUGGCUGUACGAUCACUCCGGUAAUAAAUGGAUCCCUAAAUCUCCGCUGCUUCGUGCCCGGAUAGGUUGCAAAUUGGUUCAUUGCUGUGGUAAACUGUACGCAAUAGGUGGUCGAGUUUAUGAAGGAGAUGGGCGCAACUCCCUGAAAUCUGUGGAAUGUUAUGAUGGUCGAGAGAACUGCUGGACAGCUGUCUGUCCAAUGCCUGUAGCAAUGGAGUUUCAUAAUGCUGUGGAAUAUAAAGACAAUAUCUAUGUUUUACAGGGAGAAUUCUUCCUCUGCUAUGAUCCUCGAAAAGAUUAUUGGGGUUUCUUGACUCCGAUGACUGUGCCUAGGAUCCAGGGUUUGGCAGCUGUCUACAAUAACUCUAUCUACUACAUUGCUGGAACCUGUGGAAACCACCAACGCAUGUUUACUGUAGAGGCUUAUGACAUUGAAUUGAACAAGUGGACUAGAAAGAAAGAUUUCCCAUGUGAUCAGUCAAUUAAUCCAUAUAUUAAACUUGUUGUCUUGAAAAAUAAACUUAAUUUGUUUGUUCGAGCUACUCAAGUCACAGUUGAAGAACAUGUCUUCAGAACCAGCAGGAAAAAUUCUCUUUAUCAAUACGAUGAAGCUAAUGACCAGUGGCAGAAAGUGUAUGAAACUCCAGAUAAGCUUUGGGACCUUGGACGUCAUUUUGAAUGUGUUGUUGCUAAAUUGUAUCCACAGUGUCUUCAGAAAGUUAUUUGACUCCUCUCCCCUUUCCCUUUCAUUGGUAAAAGGCCUUAGUGACUUUGGUGUUCCAUGCUACCAGAAACAUCUGUUUUUAAGAAAAAUUCAUUCCUGUCAGUAUUUAAUGCGAGCUGAAAUUGAUAGCUUUUGGGUUUUUUAUACAUAUAUAAAUAUAUAUAUAUAUCUACAUAUAUGUGGGAAUGGGUGCUCUUUAAAGGUUGCAGUGGGGAGAGGGAAUUAGUUUUAGGUUUUUAGUGGAUGUUUUCCUGCAGAGUAUGGAAUGGGUUACAAAGUGCAAUUAUCAACAUUUUCUCAUUUGAUCAUAUUCUAUCUAGAACGACAGUUUGACUAAAAGAAAGAGAAGAUGGAUUGGGUAACUAUGCACUAUAAUGAGAACAAAUUAAAUAUGAAUAGGAAAGGUGAAGAGACCAAGCUUGAAAUGACUUCUUGUUUAAAUACGGGUAAAAUCUGAGGCAAUAUUGAUGGGUUGUUAUUUUCGAUUUGGUGACAGUAAAUUAAAAAAAAAAUACCCAGCCCUCUUCCAUUUAUUGAAACGGUACUGAAAUAUUUGAAGUUUAUAUACUUCGGUUAGUUGUGAACGUUUAGGCAACUAAUUUAUUUCAACGAGUCCCUAAAUGAAGAAAAGGUGACAUAAUCUCUACAUACUACAAAACUCACAACAUCCUUCUGCAGAGCAAAGUUGAAUGAAUAAUUACUAUUGAUGUGCAGUUGUUUACAGAUUCAAAGUAAGAUUAUUGUGAAUAUGGGAGGUUCGGAUGUUUCUUUAACCAAGUGCAUUGUAACAUUUCCUUUGGUAGAAACAACAGAUUGCAAAUAUUUUCUUUUGUCAGUCAUAAGUGUUUCUAGUCUUGCUUUUGGAUUUUUAAAUCCCAUUUUUUCAUUGCAGAAUUUCUGCAAUGUGAUAAACAGCUGCACAUAAAUAGUGUGCAUUCAAAUUUGCAGAGAUAAUUUGUAUCAUAGAGAUUGUGUCACCUCCUCACAUAGGGCUUCAUUGAAACCUACAGUUUGUUGAGCAGUGUCUAAAAUCUUAUGCACAGCUUUAAAGAAAUGGAUUUAAAAUCACAGGAGAAUACAAGGUCCCAUUUGAGAAAGAGCUGCCCUACUUCAGAUGGCUACAUUGCUUCUCUUCUGUAGAUUUAAUUUUAAUUUUAAGAAGUUCCUUAAUCUUCUAUUAGUAUUAGGAGAGCUAUUUUUGCCAAUUAAAUGUAGAGGUUCAAAAGCAGCUGAAUAUGUUGGUCACUCCAUAAAGGGCUCAAACCCAUUGGUGCUAGUACAUUUUUCAUAUUUGUAAGUCCAAAAUAGGUCAAAAGGGGAGCUGCUAUGCGAGGCAGUGGGUAGUAUUAAUGUCUUGAAUCUUAAACACACUUGCUGCUUUGUGCGUGGACACCUAUUUUAUUUAAAUAUCUUAUAUGUUACUGGUUCCUAUAUAACAUAUAGAUAGUCUUAAUGGCCUUUUGGAAAUAGUUCCAUCUUUGAAAGUUAAGCGCUAAAGGCACUUUGUUUUGUCCACUCUCUAAUAAUUUUGACAACAUAGCUUAAAACAGUUCUACAUAGGUGACCAUAAACUUCUAGUUAAUGUAUUAGAAUGCAUUGCUAUAGGUAGCUGUUGGGAGUAUGUAAUAUUGGGCCUUCUUAUAACUGUAGAGCAAACUAAUGUAUUCAUUGUUUCCACUAUUGCUAAUUUGGCAUGAGUUGUUGGUGAGAUGUUACUCGAAAAUAUAUCCCUACACUCCAAUUCAACAAUGUAAAAGCACGUCCAGCUCCAUUUGUUUCUGGAGUAAUGUGAUAGUUUGCACUACUGAGCUUUCUUUGUAGUCCUAGGAUAGUUAUUUUUGGAAGUUACCAUAAAAACAUGUGGAAUUGAAAAAUAGAGUCCAGAACUUUUUAUAUUACAUUUCUGCUUUCAUAUUUGAAAUAACUUAGAAUUCUUAUUGUUUUUUUCAUCCCUAGGUAGUGUUGAGACAUCUGAGAAUGCAUUUGCUAACUGGCAAUUCUUAGAGUAACCUUGAUCCUCAAGAAAGAAAGAUACUUGACUUUCAUCUUGGUUCAGCUUAAGGCUCAUUUUAAAUGAUAAAUUGUCCUUUUUCUAUGAUGGGUCUCUACUUUUGACUGAGUCAGAUCAAUCAACCUUUAGUUAAGGGAGUAAAUUUAAAACCACAGAUUGAUAAAUAUGGUUCACACUCCCCAGUAGAUAAAUAUUAUCUCACUUGAUUUUGUAUCUUUUCAGUCUUGCACAAUAUUAUAUGUAGAAAACAUUACUGUGAAACUAAAUGGAUAAAAAAGCCUCAUUCUGUUACAUACCUCAUUUUCCAGAGAUUCAGCAAGCAGCUUUUUCUUUGGGCUUCUUCAUAUACCAUGCUGGAGGUACAUUAGUCUAGACAUUGAUGUGUGUGGGUGUGUGUGUAUGUUUCUUGCAUUAUUAUUGCUUAAGCACAUUAAGAUACCAAGAAUACAUGCUAGAUACUUGCAGUUGGUAUAUUACUUAGUACAUUACUUAGUGUUAUGACAGGUGAUAACUUCAUUUUUGACUCUUGUCUCAAUAGUGCUCAGGUUGGGAAAUUCCAGUAAUGCAAAACUGCAUAGUCUAUGGUAUCUAAUCCUGACCCCUGGCCUCUUUGCUGCCAACUAGAGAUAGGAAUUGGUGCUACAUAUUAUGGUUGGCUCUACAUUGUUUUCAUUCAGGAGUGUAAGGCUGUAUAGUUUAUCCUUAUAAUUGGAAAGUAAUAAUGGAAAAUGAUUAAAGAGUAACAAAUGCUCCUUGGAUGCUGUAGGAUUAAUUUCCAAGCUGAAUUAAGUGUGUUCAAGCUAUAGUUCAACAUGGUAGGGCACUAACCUGCUACUUCAGAAGUGAGCUUAGGUUUUCUCUGCAUGGAUGAUUAAGGCUUUGAUGUCUUAAGUGUAUUUGCCAAGACUGAAUUUUUAAAUGAGUUAUGGUUUCUUUGGCAUUUGUAUAAAACUGUUUAGUUAUCAUACAUUUAAUUGUUUUUAUUAUUUACUUGACUGUAUUUGCGCUGUUGUAAGCCUCUUAGCUGCAAACUUUCUGAAGCACCCUCCCCUUAAUGUUGCAUUAUUUUUUGCAAAAAAAAGUGUUACGUCAUUUUCAAAAACCUUACAAAACACAUUGCUGCUUUUUGACAAUCUUCUGUAUUUAUUUAGAAGUGUCAAUUGGACUUGAAAUUUAAGAAUUUAGCUUGUUAGCAAAUGAAGUUGUCAUGUGAUGAAUAGGAAUAGAAUAUGCUGUGGUUAAUUCUGCAGUAGGUUUGCUCUUAAUUUUCAUUUUUUUUUUAAUCUGCACUAAAUAAAAAUCUUUGUCUAACCAUUCAGAGGGGGAAGGGGAGAGGCUGUGGACUACAGUGCUUGAGAGUUAAAUCUUGAAAUUUUUACCAGGGGGUGAAAUACCGUGAGUCUUACGCAUGAAUAAUUAUUUAAACAGUAAUAUUAACUGAGGAAUUUAGUUGUUUACAUGCUUCUAACUUAUCUAAUAGGAAAUUUCCUGUAUAAACUUGUUUUCUGAGUAAUCUAAUUCUGAAAGAACCUUGCACAGUAUGUGAGACCAGAUGGACCUAAGUCCCCAUAAUUGUGCUAAGCAGUUCAUUUGUUGCAUUUGGUAUUUUUGCUUAUAUUCUUUGUUGUUCUUUUUGUUUAUUUAGUUUAUUUUCUGGUACAUCACUCUUCUAUUUAACGUACGUUUUAAAAACAGACAUGGAAAACAUUCUCAGUUUUUAAUUCCACAAUUUGUUGUUUUAAAGGCAGAAUCCACCAAGCACAUUUGUUGCAUAUUUAUCACAAUCUUGCUCUUGCACUUGCCCCACGGAAGUGGAGCGAGGCUGUGCAGCUGGACUACCACCUGGUGGGUUGUUUCCCAACCUGCCAAGCCAGCUCUUCUCUGUAUGCAGUAUGUGUGGUUUGUGUAAUAUCAGAAAGCUCCCAAUUCUGUUUAGAAAUGGUAUCAGAUGUUCAGUGCUCAGGUAUGCUAGUAAAGAAGUACUGUAGUCCUCUGAGGGCAAAUGCGUGGAUUUUUAAACAUUUUGCCAUAAUUGCACAAUUUUGCAAUUUUAUGUAAUGUCAUGUUAAUUUUCUUAUAAUAAACCUAUUGUUCAAA